This is a messenger RNA of Triplophysa rosa, 3119 nucleotides long. It is a transcript of the gene cavin2b, whose product is annotated as caveolae associated protein 2b. The transcript is spliced from 2 exons. Gene Ontology annotation, cellular component: caveola; cytoplasm. The record is from RefSeq and is a predicted model, not a curated record. Gene Ontology annotation, molecular function: protein kinase C binding. Bases 214 to 1623 code for a protein of 469 amino acids. Lineage: Eukaryota; Metazoa; Chordata; Actinopteri; Cypriniformes; Nemacheilidae.
CUGUCCUGCUCUUCCAGAGCGGGCAGAGAGAGCAGGGAGCGAGAGAAAGAGAGCGAGAGUGGCUAUCUUCAAAAAGGGAGGGGAACGCUGAACCUGGAAGCUGAAAAGUUUUCCCACAAGUCUGUAAACAAGAAUCAAAGCUGUGGGAAUUAAAACCGAGUCCGGCGACACAACUUUCCUGCACGUAAUAAGAGCCUAAAAAACAGCUUCAGGAUGGGAGAAGAUGCAGUACAGGCAGAGAGGAGCAGCAUGGCCAGCGUGCAUGAGAGUCAGGAGCUGGUGGUGCCCACCCCCAGCCCGACUCAACCUUCGCCCAGUCACAGCCUGUCCCAGCUGAGCACCGCCAACGCACCGGCCGGAGAGCCCAGCAGUCCCGGAGGCGAGGCCACCGCGGGCACUCUGAAAGACAGUGCCUCGACCCCGGGCCCGGUGAACGCCAUCACGGUGCUGACCCUUCUGGAUAAGCUGGUGAACAUGCUGGACACGGUGCAAGAGAACCAGCACAAGAUGGAGACGCGACAGGUCGAGAUCGAGGGGGCGGUGAGGGGCAUCCAGAACGACAUGACCAAGCUGUCCAAGAGUCACACCACCACCUCCAACACGGUCAGCAAACUGCUGGAGAAGAGCCGCAAGGUGAGCGUCCACAUGAAGGAGGUGAAGGACAAGAUGGAUAAGCAGGCCAUGCAGGUGAAGAAGCUGGAGGUCAACCACGCUCACCUGCUCAAGAGGAACAACUUCAAAGUGCUCAUCUUCCAGGAGGAAAACGAGAUCCCUUCAAGCGUCUUUGUGAAGGAACCUGAACCGAUGCCUGAACUAGAAGAGGAGGAGAACGCAUCCGUCGAUCCCAACCGUUCUCAAGAAGACGGCCUCCACACCAUCGCCCUCUCCUCGGACGAGGAGCAGGGACAAGAGGACGACGAAGACGAAGUUCUGAGGGUUUUGAACAUGGAAGACGAGGUCAGAACUGAAAAAUCUCGAACGGAGAAGAUCAAGCGCUCCAGUCUGAAGAAAGUGGAUAGUCUGAAGAAGGCCUUCUCCAGGCAGAACAUCGAGAAGAAGAUGAACAAGUUCGGCACCAAGAUCGUGUCACAGGAGCAGCGGGAGAAAAUCAAGAAGAGCCUGACGCCCAACCACCAGAAGAACCCGAGUGCCAAAAGCUCCUCCUUCAAGGUCUCUCCGCUCACCUUCAACAUCAAGAAAGUCCGCGGCGGAGACGCUGAACCGGAGGGUGAAGCCUCGGCUCAAUCCGAGGGCUCGCCGAGCGCCGUCGCCUCCAUCGAGUUAGCCCCGAUCGACAGCCCCACAGAAGACCUGCCCUUCCAAGAGGUUCACUCUCAGCUCGCGCCGGGUCCAGAGGAGGUCAAAGCGGCGGUCGAGGCGAUGGAGAAGGAAGAGCUGCCCGGCAUCCUGAACGGAACGGCUGAGGUCGAGCUGUCCAUCACGGAAGAUGUCAGCCAGGAGUACGCUCUUUCCGCCACGCUGCCCCAGGACGCAUCCCACCAUGCUUUGCAGGAAGAAAACGAAGACGAGGAGGAGGAAAAGGAACGACUGGAGAGUGAAGAAAGCCCUCUAGCAGCAGCUCCAGGCCAAGCCGAGGGUGUUGCUGUAGGCCAAGCGUCCUAAUGCCCUAACCCUUCAUUCCGGCCGUGACGUCCUUCUAAGAUGAGAAAACACUCGUUCCCUUAUCAGUGCCAGCCAUUCCAUCACAAUCCCCCAAAGUCUGGAGACAUCUGCCCUGGCUGAGUAUCCUCUUUGCAGAGGCCGACUUCUGCUGUAUUACACCAUCUAUUAGUGCGCAAAACAUUCAUGACAUUUCUUUAAACAGUCCAGUUAGUCAGAGUUCUUUACAGCUCGUGAAAGCGGGCAGUUCAACCUAUCCGCCGCAGACUGGUCACACCUGUUGACCUUACCGUCAGCCGAAAAAAGGUGGCAAUGGAAAAUCAAACGCUCAAAGCCGAAUGAGUCAAUAACUGCCAAGUGCCUCCGUCUACCCCAUGGUCACGCUUUGACCGUCGGCCCAGAUCUCAACCCACAACUGAACAGCCUGUACACAGAUGAAAGUGAUAUCGACUUCAUGCAACCUAGAUUAUCCGCAAGCUUGGUAUUGUCUGUUCGAUGUAAUGUUGUUUACAACCUAAACAGCAAAUGUAUCAGAAAUGUGUAUGUAAUCAUGCUAAAAAUACUGUGAACCCUUGUUUACAGAAACAAAAGAAUGUUCGCUCAGAAGAAUAUUGUUCGUAAACUACAUAUACAUGCAGAUAUGUGUAAUAUGCAUCAAUAUUCUGUAUUCGGGUUGUUUCAGAUCCAGUUUACGCAGGGGAUCCUCGUAUUCCCGAGCGCCACAUGUCUCGGACCGUAAUCAAAAAACAUUCCUGCUUUUGAUAUGUGGCUCUUUGCAGAGACCGUUUCUAAUGCUCCUGUUGGGUAAAACAAGCCUUCAGGCACCGAGGGGUCGGUCUAGAUUACAGACAUAUUUCUGAAAGUGAUGAAACAGACUUUCAUCCCGGCUGGAUGCAAAUAUGGCCGCAGAGACGUGAACAAAAAAAGGAAACGUCAUGUUUUAAAAUGUAAGGGUAGAGAUUAGGGGCAAAAAGGAGAAAUAUCUGUGCCACUCACUAUCAUGCACACCACAAAAUAAUGUUAUCUGAUUUCAUGAUCAACAUCAUUACAGUGUUUUCAUGACCAUUUUAAAAAAUAUGUUUUUUUUAUGUUUGUGAUGUGAAUUUGUCUACAAUAUGUGAGUAGUCUGAGCAUUUUCAUUUCAAUAUUCCAAUGCUGAACAAAAAGUGUGUAUCUUUGCUUUGGGUGGAUGGAUCUUUGACAUGUGACAAGGGUUUUGCUUCUUUUUGAGUCUUUGAAAAAACUCACUGUUUCUCAUGCUUGUAACCUUUCAUCUGUAUUUGCAUAUCUUAUUUUAAUCCCAUCGAUGACUUCAUAAUAUAUAUGAGAGAGCUAUAUGUUGUCUUGAUUUACAUUUAUUAGAGGAAACUACGACUCAUGCCAAAGAAAAGGCUUUGUUAUAGCAAACACUUCAUGUUUCUGUGACACUUGUUAUUGAAGCACGCUGUUAAAAUUGUUCUUAUAAUACAAAAAUAAAGAUUUUAAACCCUUUCUUUUCA